Amphibalanus amphitrite is the source of this 2807-nucleotide messenger RNA. RefSeq lists its product as uncharacterized. The transcript has 8 exons. Bases 535 to 1467 code for a protein of 310 amino acids. The record is from RefSeq and is a predicted model, not a curated record. NCBI's taxonomy places the organism in Eukaryota, Metazoa, Arthropoda, Thecostraca, Balanomorpha, Balanidae.
GGGAUCGGGCGGAGUCCCCAGGGCUGGCACGUGUGAUUCGCCGGGCUCCCCAGGUCGUGGGGUCGGGCCGGUGUCACACCUCGUCACCCCCUCACCACUGGGCUGCGAGCUGGUCAGAGGGUUUUCCGCGACCCUGAGCGGCGUACGCCAUAGCCCAGAGGCCGCGCCGCGCCGCGAUCGGGUAGACCGGGAGUCGCGCGAACCGGUGCCAACGGCCAGUGUGUGCCCGGACGGGGGCGGCGCCGGCGGCGGCGCGCCGCCCCUCCGAGGGUGGUGUGCCAGCCGCCGCCGCCUCUGAGCUCAGACGAGCGUCAAGAACAUUGGACUGUGACGGCCAUCUGCCGGUGCCUAGUCGUCCAGCAGCGGCGGCGGCGGCGACUGCUUUUUGUCGGUCCGAGCGGCCGGAAGCGACGCGCACCUGAGGACAAUGACCCACGGUCGGGUCACGAAAGCCGGGUGCGUCCCAGAGUCGCCGAGCGAAGCCAGGGCGCAGGCCAGCUCGGACGCCGCCGACCCCUGCAUGCUGAUGUGAAGAUGAUGCAGCAACAGCAGAUGCUGGGCUGGGCCCUGCUCAGUCUCGUGGCUUCCACUCUGGUGAUGCCCGUGUACGCUCAGUCGCAGCGGGACUACUACGAGCCGCGGCUGCAGCGCAAGUUUGUCAACAAACCCAACCACAUCAAGAAACAGGGAUACUACGCCGGUCCGGACGUACCCGGCAUCGAAAAGGUUGACCUCGGUUACGAGUACGGCCCCGGCCCCGGACCGAUCGGCCCGCCACAGGAGAGCGGCGGCGGCUGGGGCAAGACCAUCAACAUGAUGCUGCAGUUCGUCAUGGGGGUCGCCAAGGCCUUCAGCAGCGGCACGCAGAUCGAGAAGGUCGACAACGGGGAGGCGGGCAGCUUCUCCUGGGCGAAGGUGAUCAGCAUCGGCAUGCAGGUGAUCCUGAACAUGCUGGGCAGCGGCGCCGACCCGCAGCUGGAGAAGAACGACAACCCGACCCGCAACGCCGUCCAGGGUGUUCUGGCGACGGUGCUCGGCCUGGCGAUGGGUCAGGAUGACCCCGAGUCGGUCCAGGUCAUGGCAAAGCAGGCGACUCAGCUGAUCAGCGUGGUCAUGGACCUGACGGAGGUGUUGAAGACCUCCUUCAGCGAGCGCUCGCUGCACGCGCGGUCUCUGGGAGAGACCGACUACACUGCGGACGCUGGCAUCACCGCCAUCACCAUGCUGGAGGGUGUGGCGCGGCAGGCCCUGGUCGGUGAUGACAUCUGCGGUCUCAAGUCGAUGUGCAUGGCCAGCAAAGAGUGCCUGGCCAAGACCGAGGACGGCGGCAUGUUCUGCAAGAUCGGAUCGUACGCGGCGGCCUACAUGAUGCCGACCGGUCUCGACAUGGACACCAUCGGAGAGGCUGCCAGGAUGGGCCGCAACGGACAGAACUGCGACCUCCUGUACCAGUGCAACCUCAUCUAAGCUGCUGCGCCGCCAGCGACAUCUGUAGGAGAGAAAACAAACUACCUGCGCGACAUCUGCACCAAUGCUACCGACAGUGCGGCUACGCCUCAGCAGAAACGCGUUUCUUCAUCUGUGGUACAAGUCGCCAAGGGCGAACACCCAGCUCAGCAGCUCAAAUGCUUCGUUCGAGAGCCCCACAUCAGAGUAAUACUGUAAUGAGAUAUGAGAAUGGGGCACGAAACAUUGCGUAGAGCCGUUCAUUUCGGUUCUCAAGAGUAUCUAGAGUUCUUGAAUAUUUAGAGAAAUGGUGUGGUUUGGGUACGGUGCAAUAUGGCUAAUGUGUCCUUCACCCUGCCAUUACCUUUUCGCCUUUUCGGUGUCUAGUUUCUGUUGGAACGGAUUUUUAUUUGUUUCCUCAGACGCUACUCUCAAAUUGAAAUGGAUAUUGGCUACCUAUAUGAUGGCUACGGAGCUUUAACUGCAUUUACCUUGGCAUAGGCAUGUAGCUUUUCAUCUUGCCUAUUUCAUUUGUAUCAUACCUGUCUGCUGGUUGCUACCAAGUUGAAUUUCUGCCUACCAAUAUUUCCAUUUAUUUAUCUCAAUUUCACUUCCCGUCGUAAAGGCACGCCCCUAUUUUGCUACAUUCCUAAAGACAAGCUCAUAUUUAAUCUUUUAAAACUCAUUUGGUAGAUAGUCCCUUGUCUCCCACGAAAUGACCUAUCCUACUAUCGACGCAGAAGCAGUGCCUUCCGUGAGUCUCGACUGUUGAUGGACCUCGAGCUCCACCUAUUUCGUUGUUGUCGUCGUUUUGAAUAGGUGGCGCCCGACGUCCAAGUGCCGGCCGUGUCACAGAUACGGAUCUGUGGGUCGGUGACCGGUGCCUUGUAGUUGUGGCGCUGCUGUUUGCUAUUGUCGGGCUCCGUCUCGCCUCUAGGUGAUGUACAGUUACCACUCAGGAGUUGUGGGCGCGCCGCCAACCCUGCUACGUGCCGGGCCGUCGCCGCACUAAAGCUUCUGCUCGUACCCGAGAGAUGUUGCGCAUGACGGACCCAGGCCGAGCCGGGCUACACUCGCUGAUCGCCGGCUUUUGUUUGUCCGUUGCUUAUUAUUUAUGAUGUGCUUGUGUGUAUGCAAGUUUGUGUGUAUGUGAACGUGUAUUGUUAUUUUUUGUCGUUGAUAGAAGGCUGUACAUAUUCAUUGACCUGUGUUUCGGCAUCAGCACCUUGACCAUGCGUAGGACUACCGCAGCCGAACAGACUGAAACAUUCAGUGGUUUUCUAAUACCGACCAGCACAGGUAAUAAUUGUGAUGUUGGCACAAUGUGGGCACUUUACUUAAUAUAAUAGUACAAUAAUUAA